Globicephala melas (long-finned pilot whale) is the source of this 1832-nucleotide messenger RNA. It is a transcript of the gene DUSP12, whose product is annotated as dual specificity phosphatase 12. Gene Ontology annotation, molecular function: protein tyrosine/serine/threonine phosphatase activity. NCBI's taxonomy places the organism in Eukaryota, Metazoa, Chordata, Mammalia, Artiodactyla, Delphinidae. The record is from RefSeq and is a predicted model, not a curated record. Gene Ontology annotation, cellular component: nucleus. Gene Ontology annotation, biological process: protein dephosphorylation.
GUCGACUUGGUCCCACGAGGAAGCGGCGGCGCAACUCAGGCCGGCUGGUCCUAGAUGAAGGACGUUCUAGCCGACCCCCUACUCGAUGGUAGGGCCCUCCUCAGUCCGGCCUCCGGGCGCCGCCAUGUUGGAGCCUCAGUACGGGAGCCAUGGAUGCGAGCGCACGGCCGGCAGCCGGACUCGGGCCAGCUCCGCUGAGCACAUGCUGGAGGUGCGGCCGGGGCUGUUCCUGGGUGGAGCUGCGGCAGUCGCGGAGCCGGACCACCUGAGGGAGGCGGGCAUCACGGCCGUGCUGACGGUCGACUCGGAGGAGACCGACUUCAACACGGGGGCUGGGGUCGAGGGUCUACGGAGUCUCUUCGUGCCAGCGCUGGACAAACCCGAGACCGACCUGCUUAGCCAUCUGGACCGGUGCGUGGCCUUCAUCGGCCAGGCCCGCGCCGAGGGCCGCGCGGUGCUGGUGCAUUGUCACGCAGGGGUCAGUCGAAGUGUGGCUGUAAUGACUGCUUUUAUGAUGAAGACUGACCAACUUACCUUUGAAAAAGCCUAUGAAAACCUUAAGACUAUCAAACCAGAGGCUAAGAUGAAUGAGGGGUUUGAGUGGCAACUGAAAUUAUACCAGGCAAUGGGAUGUGAAGUAGAUACCUCUAGUGCAAUUUAUAAACAGUAUCGUUUACAAAAGGUUACAGAGAAGUAUCCAGAAUUGCAGAACUUACCUCAAGAACUCUUUGCUGUUGACCCAUCCGCCAUUACACAAGGAUUGAAAGAUGGGGUUCUCUACAAAUGUAGAAAGUGCAGGCGAUCUUUAUUUCGAAGUUCUAGCAUUUUGGAUCAUAAUGAAGGAAGUGGUCCUAUAGCCUUUGCCCAUAAGAGAAUGACACCAUCCUUCAUGCUUACUACAGGGAGUCAGGCUCAGUGUACAUCUUAUUUCAUUGAACCUGUGCAGUGGAUGGAAUCCAGUUUGUUGGGAGUGAUGGAUGGACAGCUUCUUUGCCCCAAAUGCAAUGCCAAGUUGGGUUCUUUCAACUGGUAUGGUGAACAGUGCUCAUGUGGUAGAUGGAUAACACCUGCUUUUCAAAUACAUAAGAACAGAGUGGAUGAAAUGAAAAUGCUGCCAGUUUGGGGAUCACAAACAAGAAAAAUAUGAACUUGUGACAUUUGAUAACUUGCUGAUGAUAUGUGCUACCCUUGCUUAUUGUCAUUCAUGGCAGAUUGUUUAGUUUUAGGCCAUUAACAUUUCAUUUGAAAUAUGAGAAGAUAAAAAUCAUUUGACUUAGAAACUAUUCUUUGUCAGCUUCUUACACUAAGUAGAAUGGAAAUCAAAACCUUUUAAUCAUGUAAAUUAUACUUUAUUUGAUAUUAAAAUCUUUUAUAACCCAGAUACUUUCUUUAUUUCAUAUAUAUUUAAAAGUUGUGAUUUUUGGAAUGUUAGUUAUGUAAUCUUAAGGUCUAGAUGGACAAAAUUAUGUAUAAAAAUUAGAAACUGUCAUGUUUAAGUGACAUUCUUUUAUUUCUAGAAAUGUAAAGCAGAUUUGUUUGGACAUAUUUUGACAUUUCUCUUUCUCUCUUUUAAGGGACAUUAGUAAAGCUACAUUAGUCUGGGUUUUUCUUGGAAAUGUAGAAGAAAAGGACAUCAGUAAAACACUGACUAAAGUGUGGUUUUCCUAUGAUACUUUUUGAAGUAAUCUACUUAAAGAAAUGUAUUAAUGUUAGGUAUAUUUCUAAUGAUGAAGAAAAUUAAAUGUGGAGUAACUACAUAUCAAUCACCUUUUUUAGCCUGAUGUGUUAGUGUAUUGGAAAAGGUAAUAUGUCCGGAUUAGUUUUUUUUUUUU